Messenger RNA from Xyrauchen texanus (razorback sucker), 4189 nucleotides. Its product is annotated as toll-like receptor 8. The transcript is spliced from 2 exons. Gene Ontology annotation, cellular component: plasma membrane. Bases 13 to 3180 code for a protein of 1055 amino acids. Gene Ontology annotation, molecular function: pattern recognition receptor activity; protein binding. NCBI's taxonomy places the organism in Eukaryota, Metazoa, Chordata, Actinopteri, Cypriniformes, Catostomidae. The record is from RefSeq and is a predicted model, not a curated record. Gene Ontology annotation, biological process: canonical NF-kappaB signal transduction; toll-like receptor signaling pathway; positive regulation of interleukin-6 production.
AUACAACUGUAAAUGCAUCACCACGCGCUGCUUAUUCUGUGUCUAAGCGCUGUAAAUCUCACACCAGGACUUAAAAUAGACAUUGCUACCAUGGUUUCUUUGUCGUAUUGGUUUACAUUUGCCGGUUUGCUGAUUAUGACAUUGAAGAUCACACUUAUUAUGUGUCAAAAAGACAUGAGGACCAUGAAGGCUAAACUCUGUGACGUACAUGAAAAUGUAACCACGCAGACGAGGGAGGUUGACUGCCAUGGACUUGGACUCCGAGCGAUGCCAUUUUUCACAAAAAAUACAACCAGCAUUAACCUAUCGGAGAACAAGAUCAAUAAUUUAACCUUUGGAGAUUUUAAGGACCUCAAAAAUCUGACCGAUCUAAAUCUGAACUGGAUGAACAUGAAUCGGGAGGUUAUUGUUGCCGUUGGGGUAUUUUCGAAUUUGACCAAGCUUCAAACGUUAUUGCUCAGUGGAAUGGCCCUGAGUUAUGUACCAAAAGAACUUCCAAAGAGUUUGCGUGAACUAAAGCUGGUGGAGAACAAAAUCAUCUCGCUAAACGCAACAACCUUCUUGCAUGUGAAAAAUCUGACAAGUCUUUACCUUUCAAAAAACUGCUACUACUGGAAACCUUGCUUGAGGGAUUAUUAUAUUGAAAAUGGAAGUUUUUCCAUGCUAGCCAAUUUGCAACAUCUCACUUUGUCUUACAAUAACUUAACUCAUGUCCCUCGAGGACUACCUGCCACCUUGCAGAAACUGGAACUUGCUUCAAACAGAAUAGCACACAUCGGAGAGCAUGAUUUCCAAGGACUCAGCAAUCUGAUAAGUCUAAAUAUCCAAGGAAACUGUCCGAGGUGCUACAAUGCUCCAUAUCCCUGCGUUUCUUGUAAAAAAAAUGCCAUUGUAAUUCAUCCAGAAGCUUUUGCUAACCUUGGAGAACUCCAGAUACUGAACCUCGCAGGAAAUUCAAUCAUUCAAAUUCUUCCUGACUGGUUUCGAAGCAUCUCAAAGCUCGAAGAGCUCUAUCUUUCUUACAACUUCUUGUCAAAGGCUGUUGCUGAACAUGGUUUCUUGAGUAAUCUACCACUUCUGAAGAAACUCGACCUCUCAUUUAAUUACGAUCUCCAGAGUUAUCCUGAUACUGUGAAGCUAUCACCCAGUUUCUCGAACUUAACCUCGUUGAAGACGUUGCACAUUCAGGGUUUGGUGUUUCAAGAAAUCCGAGCAGAUUCCUUCAGAUCUCUGUAUGGCUUACAAAACCUGUCGGUGUUGGAUGUAGGCAUCAAUUUCAUCGUCCACGCAAAAUCAAACAUAUUUGAAAAACUACAAAAUUUAAAACUACUCUAUCUCUCCGAAAACAGACUUUACCCGGUGACGGUAGACAAGCAUGUGAUUACAGACUCAGGCGAAGAUUUAAAAUCUUCAUUCGCAAUGCCCUCGAUGUCAGAACCCCAUCAAAUGGAGCAUUCUUAUGAGAUUCCAAAAAAUCUCGUAAAACCAGAGUGCUAUGCCAUGGGACGAGUGUUGGAUCUGAGCCGAAAUAAUCUGUUCUUCAUUUCUCCUAAACAGUUUGAGGGAUACGGGAACAUAUCUUGCCUCAACCUCUCUGGAAACGGCUUUGCCGCUGCCCCAAAUGGAACGGAAUUCACGUUACUUCCGGGACUCAAAUAUCUGGACUUGUCCUUCAACAAAAUUGAUCUGGCAUAUGACUACGCCUUCACAGAGUUGCAAAGUCUGGAAGUUCUGGACCUGAGCUACAACCCCCAUUAUUUCACUGUAUCAGGGGUGACACACAAUUUGAACUUCCUCAAACAUUUGCCCUCUUUGAAAGUUUUGAACAUGAGUUACAAUAGCAUCAACACAUUAACCACCAAAGCGAUGUCCAGUCAGUCUCUUCAAGAGCUGCAAUUCCAGUACAACAGUCUUGGCAAGUUAUGGCGGGAAAAAGAUAAAACAUACGACAAGCUUUUCCAGAACCUCACCAAUUUGACCUAUCUGGACAUAUCCUACAACCUAAUUGACAAAAUCCCACUUCGUGUUUAUACGUACCUGCCCGAAACCAUCCAGAAACUUCGAUUAAGUCACAAUACUCUCACAAAUGUGAACUGGACAUCGUUGAGACGUUUUAAAGAUCUCAGGGAGCUCAUUUUAAGCAACAAUAACAUCCUUUCCAUAUCUAGCAGUUUGUCCAAAGACCUUCCUUCAUUGCAGUUCCUCGAUCUUCGAAACAAUAGUAUAUCCGAGCUCUCCAUUGGGUUUCUAAAUGGAGCGGUGAAUCUCGGAGCAUUGGAUCUCAGUCACAACAGACUGAUAACCAUCAACCAGUCCACAUUUCCAUCCGAGAACGAGAGAUACCUGAAGACGCUUUGGCUCAAUGAAAACCCCUUCCACUGCACGUGUGACCUACUGGAAUUCGUGUUGUGGAUUUACAACACCAAUGUGAAAAUCCCAAAACUGGUGACGUCCGUCAAAUGCGACAUGCCUGAGGAGAGACAUGAUAAACCAGUGAUAGACUUUGAUAUUAAAGAAUGCAUUGAUGACCAAUUGGCUUUUCUGGCCUACUUCUUCUCGACUGUGAUUAUUUUGUGCACCACUAUCGUGGCUGUCGCCAUGCAUAUGUUCUACUGGGAUGUCUCCUACAUAUUCUACUAUUUGAAAGCCAGAUUCACUGGGUAUCAAUACCUGAGCUCUAACAGUUGCGUUUACGACGCCUUUGUCACGUAUGACACCAAGGAUCCGCAAGUGUCGGAUUGGGUACUCAACCACUUGCGAGUGCAACUGGAGGAUCAAGGUGAGGGCUUCCUACCCAUUUGCCUGGAGGAACGGGACUGGAUCCCUGGUUCUCCCGUCUUGGACAGUCUGAAUCAAAGCAUCCAGCACAGCCGUAAGACCGUCUUCGUACUGACGAAGGGCUACGUCAACAGUGGCUCCUUUAAGCUGGCGGUCUUCCUGGCUCACCAACGGUUACUUGAAGAUAAUGAGGAUGUAAUUGUGCUGCUGCUUCUGGAGCCCGUGUUGCAGCACUCGCAAUUCUUGCGCCUGCGCAGACAGCUGUGCAGCCGCAGCAUUCUUGAGUGGCCUCACUCGCCAUCGGCUGAAUCUUGGUUCUGGCAAUCGCUGCGGAAUGCCAUACGAGUGGACAACCAGGCGAUGUACAGUGAUCUUUACAGCAGAUAUUUCACCACUAAGUAGAAAGUAUCAUUGUAAAGGUGUUAAUGGAAAGGAGGAGGUGAGAGCCGGCUUGACAAUAUAAAUAAUAUUUUAAUGUAGAACUAAACAAAAAGACAAACACACAAAGGUGUCGGACAGCUGCCUGUAAAUAUCUCUCUCUCUCUCUCGCACUGCAGUCUCCAGUCGGCCUUUAUCUCUCUUGAGGGCUAAUUAGCCUGAUUAGGGGCCGGGUGUGCGGAAUCAUGACCCCGUCCUCCGCCCUCCACCCUGCCACAUUCCUCCCUCGUUCUCUCAGGCCGGGGAGCCCCCAGCAUGACAGUCCUCCAGCCCCUGGUGGACGGAAUGCCCCGCUGCGUUUUUUGGUGGAUGGUAGGGGUCUCCCCCGCCCCUGGCAGCGGUAACCGCUCCAGGCGGUUGGUUGGGUGCCCCUCCUGCCCUCGCGGCCGGCCGUGUUCCUCUGUCCCCCGCGGAUGGGCGCGGCGGCUCCGUUGGGGUGGAUGGUAGCGGCGAGAACUCCACUACGGCACAUCAGGAUGAGAUCCUUCCCAGGUUUCAGCACCAGUGUAAAGGCCCUCCGCCCUGUCACAAUCAUAAAACUGUGGGGAUGUUAAUAUAAUGGCUUUAUAACCUCAAUCUUAACCAUAGGAAAUACAAAUUACAAAUAAGAUCUCUUUAAUAUCUUGUUUUUGUUUUUUCUCCAAGACAGUGUGAGAGCAAAUGGACACUCUUUAAGUUACUCAGCCUCAUUUUGUUCCAAGCCCGUAUGAUUUUAUGAAGAUGCAUUGCUUUUUUUGUCCAUACAAUGAAAGUGAAUGGUGACUGAUGCUAACAUUCUGCAUAACAUCUCCUUUUGUGUUCCAAUGAAGAAAGACAUACGGGUUUGGAGCUAAAUGAGAGUGAGUGAAUGAUAAUAGAGUAUUUAUUUAUUAAUGAAUCUUUCCCUUUUAUUAUUAUUUACAAUUUAUUUUUGUAUAUGAUCACUUGUAAAAAUCAAAUGUAAAAUAAAUUUAUGAAAAAAUAAAUGAUUUAA